This is a messenger RNA of Cucumis sativus (cucumber), 1459 nucleotides long. Its product is annotated as glutamine synthetase nodule isozyme. Gene Ontology annotation, molecular function: glutamine synthetase activity. Lineage: Eukaryota; Viridiplantae; Streptophyta; Magnoliopsida; Cucurbitales; Cucurbitaceae. Bases 104 to 1174 code for a protein of 356 amino acids. The transcript has 13 exons. The record is from RefSeq and is a predicted model, not a curated record. Gene Ontology annotation, cellular component: cytoplasm.
GACGUUAGUAGCGACUAGCGAAGGCAUUGACAGUCCCCUAUUAAACUCCUUCUCACCUCCUUCUCUAACCAUUUUCCCUUCUCUUUCUUUUGCCUCAGUCGCCAUGUCUCUCCUCUCCGAUCUCAUCAAUCUCGACCUCACUAAUACCACCGAGAAGAUCAUCGCUGAAUACGUAUGGAUCGGAGGAUCGGGACUCGAUUUGAGGAGCAAAGCUAGGACUCUUCCGGGCCCGGUGACUGAUCCGGCGAAACUUCCAAAGUGGAACUAUGACGGUUCCAGUACGAAUCAAGCCCCCGGAGACGACAGCGAAGUCAUCAUAUAUCCUCAGGCGGUUUUCAAGGAUCCCUUCAGAAGAGGAAAUAACAUCCUGGUGAUGUGUGAUGCUUAUACACCAGCUGGCGAGCCGAUUCCCACCAACAAGAGAUUCAACGCCGCCAAGAUUUUUAGCAACCCUGACGUCGUUGCCGAGGAACCCUGGUAUGGAAUUGAACAGGAAUACACUCUCCUCCAAAAGGAUAUUCACUGGCCCCUCGGUUGGCCUACCGGUGGCUUCCCUGGCCCACAGGGUCCUUACUACUGUGGUACCGGAGCAGAUAAGGCCUUCGGUCGAGAUAUUGUGGACUCUCACUAUAAGGCCUGCCUUUACGCCGGAAUCAACAUUAGUGGAAUCAAUGGUGAAGUCAUGCCCGGACAGUGGGAAUACCAAGUCGGUCCUACCGUUGGUAUUGCUUCUGGUGAUCAACUAUGGAUGUCCCGAUACAUCCUCGAGAGGAUCACGGAAAUCGCUGGUGUCGUUGUCACCUUCGACCCAAAGCCAAUUCAGGGCGAUUGGAAUGGCGCUGGUGCGCACACCAAUUACAGUACCAAAUCAAUGAGAAACGAUGGUGGUAUUAACGUGAUCAAGAAGGCCAUCGAAAAGUUGAGCUUGCGCCACAAAGAGCAUAUUGCUGCCUAUGGAGAAGGCAACGAGAGGAGGUUGACUGGCCGCCACGAGACUGCCGAUAUCAAUACCUUCUCUUGGGGAGUUGCAAACAGAGGAGCCUCCGUUCGUGUUGGCCGUGACACUGAAAAGGCCGGCAAAGGCUACUUCGAGGAUCGAAGGCCAGCUUCAAACAUGGAUCCUUACGUUGUCACUUCCAUGAUCGCCGAAACAACCAUUCUGGGGAAGCCUUAAACAGUCUCAGUUGGCCGGCGUUGUGUUCGCGGGCGCGGCUGCUGCAGUAGCCGCCAGCCUCUCCGUUUGAUGCUUUUGAUUGGUUAAGGAUGGAUGACAUUUGAUUUGGUGCCUUAAACUUGGUUUCUAUUUGUUGUUUCUGCCUUGUGUUUGUGCUCCGGGUAUAUUUUUAUUGUUGCUUGUCCAAACCACUAAAGCAAACUAGGUUCUAGUCUCCCUUUAUUAUGUUCUAUAUAAUAAUAAUAAUAAUCAAUCUUAAAAUAAAAUCAUUUCUUUUAUUGCUUC